GCACCCAAACCGGGCUGGGACGGGGAUGGCACGGCCAGGGGGGAAUUUUCCCGCUGUUUUCUUCCUCCUGCUGGUUGCUGUUCCCGAUUCCCGGGGGUUGGAAUGCAGGGAACACCAAUAUCCGUACCGGGAUAAAUGCUGCAGCGACUGUGCCCCGGGGGAGAGGAUGAGGAACCGCUGCACGGCCACGGCAGACACGGAGUGUAUCCCCUGCCAGGAUGAAUAUUUCAGCAGUGAGCACCACCACAGCUUCUGCAACAGCUGCACAGUCUGCAACACCAAGAGGGGGAGCGUGGAGGUGAAGAAGUGUGAGAAGACCUCGGACAGGGUGUGCGUGUGCCGGGCAGGGUUCAUGCCAGCUGGGCUGCCCCUGGGAAGUGUGUGUUCACCGUGUCCUGAGGGGACUUUCUCCCCAGGAAGGAACGAGAAGUGUCAGCCUUGGACCAACUGCAGCAGCCUUGGGAAAAGCAUGCUGAGAGCAGGGACAGAGGCCCAGGAUGCUGUUUGCAGCAGCCCUGUCCCCCUGCCAGAGGUCCCUGGGACUCCAAGCCCUGCCUGGAGUGUCCUGAGCACUUCCCCCCGGGAUACCAGGGAUAAGAACAGCUCCACUGCUGGGAUCUCCUUCCCCCCCAGACCUGGGGAAGGUCCUUCCAUCUGCCCGGAUCCCACCGACCCCACAGACACCAGCUGGGGCUCUCUCUCCCUCCUCCUGCUGUGUCUGAUCCUGCUCAUGGUGAGUGGAAUGUCCAUCCUGCUGCUCAUCGUCCAAGCAGCCAGAAAAGAGACCAAGGGGAGGCCUCGUGGAAGCAACAACCAGAAGGAUGGGAGCUGUCGAAUUCCUAUCCAGGAGGAACAGGUGGACUCCAAUUCCAGCCUCAUCAAGAACUGACUUCCCAUUCUUUGCUGUCUCCUGCAUUUCUGAGCCUGGGGGUUGUUCCAAGGGAUGAUGUGCCUGUUCUGGGACUCUGUGGGGCUGUUUGACUGUGGGGCUGUUUGACUGUGGAGCUGUUUGACUGUGGGACUGUUUGACUGUGGGGCUGUUUGACUGUGGGGCUGUUUGACUGUGGAGCUGUUUGACUGUGGGGCUGUUUGACUGUGGGGCUGUUGGACUGUGGGGCUGUUGGACUGUGGAGCUGUUGGACUGUGGGGCUGUUUGAUUGUGGGGCUGUUUGAUUGUGGGGCUGUUUGAUUG
This is a messenger RNA of Pipra filicauda (Wire-tailed manakin), 1192 nucleotides long. It is a transcript of the gene TNFRSF4, whose product is annotated as TNF receptor superfamily member 4. NCBI's taxonomy places the organism in Eukaryota, Metazoa, Chordata, Aves, Passeriformes, Pipridae. Gene Ontology annotation, molecular function: tumor necrosis factor receptor activity; protein binding. Gene Ontology annotation, biological process: inflammatory response. The record is from RefSeq and is a predicted model, not a curated record. The transcript has 7 exons. Bases 26 to 889 code for a protein of 287 amino acids.